Messenger RNA from Ornithorhynchus anatinus (platypus), 2241 nucleotides. It is a transcript of the gene PUS10, whose product is annotated as pseudouridine synthase 10. The transcript has 18 exons. Lineage: Eukaryota; Metazoa; Chordata; Mammalia; Monotremata; Ornithorhynchidae. The coding region runs from base 93 to 1682 and encodes 529 amino acids. Gene Ontology annotation, biological process: tRNA pseudouridine synthesis. The record is from RefSeq and is a predicted model, not a curated record. Gene Ontology annotation, molecular function: pseudouridine synthase activity; RNA binding.
AGUCCGGCGUCCCGGCCCUUCCCGGCCUCUUCUCCCGGACAAAACGAGUCCCCCCCCGCCCUGAGGGAGGCGGACGGGUUAGGUGGUUCAACAUGUUCCCCUUGGCAGAAAAGGACAAGCCUGUUGCCCGGAUGCUGCUCAGGACUGGCACUUGUCCUCGAUGUAUCUUCAGAUUCUGUUGUGUGGAUUUUCAGGCUCCUUACAGGCUGCCAUAUAAGGAAUUACUCACUGAACUACAGAACUUCUUAAAAACGGAAAAAGAUGAUCAGUUCAUUUUGGAAGCUACCAACCCACCACUUAAAAAAAUCCGACUGCAAGACCCUAAGGAAGAGACCGUUGAUCUUGGUCAAAAUGGGGUAGAGGUGACUUCUGUCUUAAGAGACGGGCUGGCAAUGGAGACUGCAAAUUCUCAAGCUUGCAAUGUGUGCUUGGGAGUACUUCAAGAAUUCUGUGAGAAGGAUUUCAUUAAAAAGGUUUGCCAGAAGGUUGAUUCUUCAGGGUACCAGUUUGCCAACUUGGUAUUUUCCGUCUCCUUCCCGCCGCAGCUCUCCGUAAGAGAGCAUGCUGCAUGGUUGCUGGUAAAACAGGAAAUGGGGAAACAAGGACUGUUACUGGAAAGAGAUGGUGUAAUUCAGCUUAAAGAAGCCUACAAAUGGAUUACUCAUCCCCUGUUUUCAGAGGAGCUGGGUGUACCUGUUGAUGGAAAAAGCCCGUUUGAAGUGUGUGUGAUUUUUGCUCACCCUGAAACAGAUGAGGAUUGCCACUUCCUGGUUACCGUAUGCCCAGACUGUUUCAAGCCAACCAAAAAUAAACAGUCUGUGUUCACUAGAAUGGCAGUCGUGAAGGCCCUAGAGAAGAUCAAAGAAAAGGAUUUCCGCAAGUGGUUUCCUUGUCCACCCAGCCUUCCAAAGGCUGUCUGUACUGCUCUUGAAAUUCAGUGUGCUCACAGUGCAGUCUUCGUGGCCGGGCGGUAUAAUAAAUACUCGAGGAAUUUACCACAGACUCCCUGGAUAAUUGAUGGAGAAAGGAAGCUGGAGUCCUCGGUGGAAGAAUUGAUUUCAGAUCAUCUGGUGACAAUGUUUAAAGCCGAGAGUUUCAAUUUUUCAUCUUCUGGGAGAGAAGAUGUUGACGUGCGAACAUUAGGAAAUGGAAGGCCCUUUGCCAUCGAGUUGUUGAAUCCUCACAGAGUACAUUUCACCUCGCAGGAAAUGAGGGAACUGCAACAGACGAUCAACAGCGCGUCAGAUAAAAUAAAGGUGCGAGAUCUGCAGCUUGUCACCAGAGAGGCCAUCGCACACAUGAAGGAAGGCGAAGAGGAGAAGACCAAGACUUACAGUGCCUUAGUGUGGACGGACAGAGUAAUACAGAAGAAAGAUAUCGAGUUCCUAGAUGAUACCAAGGACUUGAAGAUUGACCAGAAGACUCCACUGCGAGUUCUUCACCGAAGGCCCUUGGCUGUAAGAACUCGGCUCAUUCACACCAUGGAAACCCAAUAUAUAGACGAGCAUCACUUUCGCCUUCGCUUGAAGACCCAGGCUGGAACCUACAUCAAGGAGUUUGUCCACGGAGACUUCGGCAGAACCACGCCAAACAUCGGGUUCCUGAUGAACGGGACAGCCGACAUCUUGGAGCUGGACGUGGAGUCCGUUGAUGUGGACUGGCCUCCUCCUCUAGAUGAUUAGAAGAUUUCAAGUCGGGAUGAAGACGAGCAGCUGAUAUCUGAAAGGCUGCGGAUAGCCCAUCCACGCACCCGCCCACCCUGACGCCUCUUUGUGACUCUUUGGAUCACAUUGAUCUAUCCGGGUCUCGUCAGGUUGCUUUCGAAAGCCCCAGUUUCCUUAAGAGUCCAUCGACAUUCCACGUCUAAAUUGGGAUGAGCUCAUUGGUCGUGACUGUGCUUGUUUUUCUGCCCCGGCUAUAAAGCGGUAGCUUUAGAGCAGAGGAUGUAUUCAUUUAGUGUUUUUUUUGUUGUUGUUGUUGGGGUUUUUUUUUCCUAAUUCUUUCAUUUAGAGAGGUGAGCAUACCACAGGAUAUAUGCAUUGACAUAUUUGGCAAGGCAGAUUGGCUCUGCUUUCUCCGGGCAGCUCUGCUCAAAGCGAAGUUCCCCUCCCGCAAGCUAGCCCCACUGCUUUUUGUCUAAUAGUGUUCACAAGCCAGAGGCUGUCUGCACAAAACCAGAGCCCUAUCAGAUCAACAUUCUAAGAAGUCAACUGCUAAUCUGAGAUCUUUUUUUUUAAUACA